GCCGCGUUCAUAUUCAUUUGUCGUUCUUACUCCGACCAUCAAUUGUGCGACGCGCGUCACCCAGUCGUUCAAACCCAACAUCGCCUGGUUCCCAGCACCAAAAUGCCACGACGCUCCGAACCAUCAGGUCUCCCCCAAGAAAUUCUCGACGCCAUCAUUGACGAGCUGCAGUAUGACAAGAAAUCUCUAAAGCAAGCAUCCUUAGCUUGCAAGGCCCUUUGUCCCAGGACCAGGGUCCACCUGUUCUCCGUCGUCGUAAUAGCAGACAGCACUAGUUCUGACCGCCUCCGGAAGUUGAUCACGCUGUCUCCCAAGCUCGCCCUAUAUUUCCAAAGGCUUCAAAUCUCAAUCUUGCAGAUGUUGGAUAUCCAUGCUCCUGCAGUUUACGGACCGCUGACAGUUAUCGAAUCUCUUGUCAAUAUCACCCACUUGUCCCUUUGCAAUGGAUUUUGGUGCCACAUGCCGGACACUGUUGUGUCCAGUCUGCAAUCCCGUUCUUACCACACCAUCCACAUCGACGACUCCUUUAACUUCAGAACAAUGGGCGAGGUAUGCUCACUAAUGCAAAAUUCACCCGACUUGCGACAAGUGCACUUCACAUGCGAAAUUCAUCCCAUACCGGAGUGCCAUUUGGACCACUCCCUUCAUCGUACCCCCGCUCCGGUAGCCUUGCACAUCACAGACUCUCAGGACACUUUAGUUUCUCAGGCACCCGGCCUUCUGAAGUCGGCCCUAUCAUCUCAUCCAUGCCCGUUUUCUUUCAAAAAUAUUCGUUCACUCGUUGUAGACCUUUCUGGUAUGAGGGCUAUCGUUCUACUGCAUCUCGCGCAGUAUUUAGCCCUUCCGGGCACUUCUCUCAAGCUUCUCCACGUAGACCAUAACAAGCAAGGAUUGUCGAACCAUCUAUCUUCAACAACGCUUGACGUAUCUCGUAUCGAGAACAUUGCAAUCACCACCUUCAGGGCGCAUUUAGCUGGGGGAAGCGAUAUAUUACGGUGGUGGAUCUCCAACCUCUCUGCGGUGAAUAAACACAACGUCAUUCGUUCAGUUACCAUCACAAUCAGAACAUACACGCCGCACCAAGGACACCCGGCUUUGGAUUGGGAAGACCUCUGGAUGAGGUUGGACAGCUGUUUGACUUCGUACAAGAUGGCUUCGCUGCAGUACGUUGCAAUUACUUUUGAACCACGGCCAGCAGAAUGGGACGCGCUUAAAGCUCAAAUGGAGGGAAGUUUUCUAGGGCUGAAGCAAAGCGGACGUGAAGUAAUUCUAGAUGCUGUGGCAAUGUUUUAAAAUCUUGGGUUCUGGAUAGUAUACGCGUUAUGCUUCUUUCGACUAUCAGUCCAGUGGUCUGACGUGACUCGUAGUUUUUGCAAGAAACAUAUCCUUCGUACUACCUAGUACCUACAAUUGCCGGGACCAUCGAUCUUUUCAUUCAUAAGCUCUGAAAGCCUUCUUCGAAACUAUACUUCGCGUUCAGUACAGAUACAGGAACCUUUGCAUAUACUCUACGAAAAACCAGUAAUAACGAUGGGCACAAUGCUUAGUUGUACAGAAGUCCGUACGGACGAGUGUUAAAAGAUCAAAGAGGAUUAAACCCGGUAACAC
Molecule: messenger RNA, 1608 nt
Organism: Desarmillaria tabescens
Lineage: Eukaryota; Fungi; Basidiomycota; Agaricomycetes; Agaricales; Physalacriaceae
Exons: 3
Coding region: 103-1293 (396 amino acids)
Source: RefSeq, a predicted model, not a curated record